Messenger RNA from Scomber japonicus (chub mackerel), 1674 nucleotides. It is a transcript of the gene grk7a, whose product is annotated as G protein-coupled receptor kinase 7a. Gene Ontology annotation, biological process: signal transduction; protein phosphorylation; regulation of signal transduction. Gene Ontology annotation, molecular function: rhodopsin kinase activity; ATP binding. The coding region runs from base 1 to 1674 and encodes 557 amino acids. Gene Ontology annotation, cellular component: cytoplasm. The transcript has 4 exons. Lineage: Eukaryota; Metazoa; Chordata; Actinopteri; Scombriformes; Scombridae. The record is from RefSeq and is a predicted model, not a curated record.
AUGUGUGACAUGGGGGGAUUGGAUAACCUGGUGGCCAACACGGCCUACCUAAAAGCCCAGGGUGGUGAUGACAAGGAAAUGAAAAAGCGCCGUCGCAGCUUGUCUCUUCCCAAGCCUGAGCAAUGUGCUUCAGUACGAGCGUCCAUUGACAAGGACUUUACAUCACUUUGUGAAAGGCAGCCUGUUGGCAAAAAGUUUUUCAGAGAUUUCCUGGCAAAUAAUAGUGAGUUUAAGCUUGCUGCCGAUUUCUUGGAUGAGCUUUAUGAUUGGGAUCUUGCUGAAGGUGCACCAAAAGACAAGGCACGCACGAAUAUCAUCAACAAGUAUUGCAAAGCUGAUUCCAAGAACUUCCUGACCUUUCUUACUGGGGAGCCUUCUGACAAAUGCAAGGCUGUGACAGAUGCCACUUUUGAUGAGGUGAUGAAAGGCAAAGUCCAGGAAGGUGUGAGAGAAUUUCUGAAAGCCAAACCCUUCUCAGAUUACCAGGCCAGCCCAUUCUUUGAUAAAUUUCUCCAGUGGAAAGAGUAUGAGAAGCAGCCCAUCAGUGAUAAGUACUUCUAUGAGUUCAGAACUCUGGGAAAGGGAGGCUUCGGAGAGGUAUGCGCUGUUCAGGUGAAGAACACAGGCCAGAUGUAUGCCUGCAAGAAGCUGUGUAAAAAGCGACUGAAGAAGAAAGGUGGUGAGAAGAUGGCCCUGCUGGAGAAAAAAAUCUUGGAGAAAGUUAACAGCCUGUUUCUGGUCAACUUGGCUUACGCUUAUGACACCAAGACCCACCUGUGCCUUGUUAUGACCCUGAUGAAUGGAGGAGACCUCAAGUACCACAUUUACAACAUUGGCUAUGAUGGCAAGGGUGCAGACCAGGGCAUUGAGAUGAAGCGCAUUAUCCACUACACAGCACAAAUCACCACUGGCAUUCUGCAUCUGCAUGAAAUGGAUAUCGUAUACCGUGACAUGAAGCCAGAGAAUGUGUUGCUGGACAGCCAAGGCCAGUGCCGACUUUCAGAUUUGGGUCUGGCCAUAGAGAUUGUUCCAGGGAAGACUGUCACCCAGAUGGCUGGUACUGGAGCAUACAUGGCCCCAGAGCUCCUGACCAAAACUCCAUACAGGACAUCAGUGGACUGGUGGGCCCUGGGCUGCAGUAUCUAUGAGAUGGUAGCUGGAUAUACGCCUUUCAAAGGCCCUGAGAGCAAGAAGGAGAAGGUGGAGAAGGAGGAGGUACAGCGCCGCAUUCAAAAUGAGGAACCCAAGUGGGAUCACAAGUUCUUUGAUGCUGCCACCAAGGACAUCGUCCAGCAGUUCCUCAAGAAGAAAAUAGAAGAGCGCCUGGGCAUGAAGAACAACAUGGAGGAUCCAAGGAAGCAUGAGUGGUUCAAGACCAUCAAUUUCCCCCGUCUGGAGGCUGGGUUGGUGGACCCUCCAUGGGUACCCAAGCCCAACGUUGUCUAUGCCAGGGACACGGGCGACAUUGCAGAGUUCUCCGAGAUCAAGGGCAUUGAGUUUGACGCCAAGGAUGAUAAAUUCUUCAAGGAGUUUAGCACCGGUGCUGUGUCCAUUCCAUGGCAACAGGAGAUGAUGGACACUGGACUGUUUGAAGAGCUCAAUGAUCCCAACAGGAAAGAGGGAGGAGGAGAUCCUGAUGACGAAAAGAAGUCUGGCACGUGUACAUUGCUGUGA